AUGAGUGCAAUGGCAGAGUCGCCACUGACUAUUCCGACGUACGAUGGCUCGUUGGUGUCUGUACGCAGUACAACAUCGUCCAUGUCUCGGUUGCAACCAGCGACCGGCUUAGCUCGACGAAAAGCAGAACCCGAACCGAAAUGGAAAGCCGGUGAACUACCAACGAACUAUCAAUGUCCAUCAUGUUUCAGCUAUCUACGCUUUCCUAUUCAAUUUGAAGACUGCGGACAUUACAUAUGCUCCAGUUGUUUACCGGAUAUCAUGCGAGUGGUACCACGAUGUCCCACAUGUCAACAGCCGAUUUCGAAAGAUAAAAUCGUCAAUGAUAAAAAUCUUCAAAAAGAAAUUCAAAAUCUCGAAGUUUAUUGCACAAAUAAAGAGAAGGGCUGUACUUGGAGUGGUACAUUACGUGAAAGUCAAGUUCAUAUCGAAUCAUGUGAGUUCGUAACCGUCGAAUGUCCGAAUCAGUGCGGGGGAAGUUUCGAAAGAAGAUUUCAAAGCAAACAUGUGGAUGAAGAUUGCGCAAAACGAAUGAUCGUUUGUGAAUUCUGCAAGGAGAAAGUUCCAUCAGAAAAUGAAAUUUCGCAUUUGAAUAUCUGCCCUGAAUUCAAAGUUCCAUGUCCAAACCAAUGCUCUGAUAAAGAAUAUCCACGCCGAGAAGUACAAAAUCAUCUGGAAAAUGAAUGUCCGAAACAGGAGAUUCAUUGUCCAUUUGCUGAUUGUGGGUGUGAAUAUCUUGGCCGCCGACCGGAUAUUGCUGUUCAUAUGAAAGAAAAUCCUGGUAUUCAUUUGAAUAUGGCUGGUAAAACUAUAACUUUGCAAAAGAAGGCCUUACAAUUGUAUGACGAACGGAUAAAAGAACAAAAAAACUGGAUUGAUCUGUUGUCACGUAAAGUAAAUGCUCUGGAAAAAUCCUAUGGAGCCCAGUAUAUAUGGAAAAUCGAUCGUUAUAACGAAAGAUUACAAGAAGCUCGUUCGAAUAAGAAAACCACUUUAUUUAGUCCACCAUUUUGCACAAGUCGUCAUGGUUAUCGUCUUGCUUUGUCGAUUUGCCUUUGUGGAGAUGGAAAAGCAAAGGGAAAAUACGUUUCAUUGUUUAUUUGCAUUUGUCGAGGUGAUUUUGAUUCGUUAUUGGCUUGGCCAUUUUCACACCGAGUUACAUUUACAUUACUCGAUCAAUGUGAAGACGUUGAUAAUCGUCGACAUAUAGUCUACACGGUAAAACCAAAUGUCUGCAAAGAAAAUAAGCCAUUUCUAGGUCGUCCAAUAUCUGAACGGAAUGCCAGCUUUGGAGCACAACGGUUCACUGAUUUAGACACGAUGCUAACGCUGGAAUAUGUCAAAGAAGAUACGAUCUUUAUCAAAGCUGAAAUUGACAAUGAAGAUAUGGUUGCUAUUUAA
Molecule: messenger RNA, 1401 nt
Organism: Adineta ricciae
Lineage: Eukaryota; Metazoa; Rotifera; Eurotatoria; Adinetida; Adinetidae
Source: the annotation of a GenBank genome assembly